Messenger RNA from Sphaeroforma arctica JP610, 906 nucleotides. RefSeq lists its product as hypothetical. Bases 1 to 906 code for a protein of 301 amino acids. The record is from RefSeq and is a predicted model, not a curated record. NCBI's taxonomy places the organism in Eukaryota, Ichthyosporea, Ichthyophonida. The transcript has 2 exons.
AUGAAGUCAGCGAAUAGCAGAGACGGUGCAGGGGAGGCAGCACCCGGAAGUACACAGUCUCAACAGAAAGGCUCACCGAAGACCCAGAAGAAAGCUAAACCCUCAGCGCAACCGCUGCGAAGGUCCCGUCGGAUUAUCAGUAACAAGACAGACGGCAUCGUGGCUGGUAGUAGUGUGGUGGAUGUAGUAGAGAUCUCUGAGGAUGCUCCAUCUAUAAAUAGCGCUGUAAUAGUAUCGACAGGUGCAGUUGAGGAUGCGCAAUCGAGCGACGACUCUGAUGUGCCACUAACUAAGAGUCGGCGGCGCUCUAUAGUGAAUGUGAUUGUAAUAGAGAGUUCCUCCGAUGAAGCCGAUGACACACGUGGGGUCUGUGACAACGGUUCAAAAGUAACCAAUGUAUGUCAAGAGGAUAGGGAGCUAAGAAGCAAAUCGGAUAGCAUUGUAGUGAGUGGUGUAGAUGCCAAGAGUGCAGGUGAGAGAGACGCGCACAGUGGUAGUGCCGCGGAUAAUGGCGUGUCUAUGGCUGAGAAUGGCGUGUCUGACGAUGACUCUGGUGGACUCGGAAGCAGACGCAGGGCUGGACAAAUAAAGAGGAAUAGAUUGGAAAGCUCAUCCGGGGAGUCUGCGGUUGUAAGCGAUGCUGUAGUGAUUACUGGUGAGGAAAUCAGCAAUGGAGUGAGUACAGGGAAAGCGACUGCAAAGCGGCAGGGCAAGAGAACGCGACAGAUAAGACAUCAGAUAGACAUUUCAUCGGAGGAAGCGGAAAGUGUGAGCGAUACCAACAUGGCAAAUGGUCACAAAAUAAGCAAAAGCGCUGGAGAGGCGGUAAACGCAGACGGAAUGAGUCAGAGGAUAGUGAUUAUAUGCCGUCGCUGGAGAGUAUUGCCAAAUUACCGCGUGGAUUAA